AGUUUUGAUUUUGUGUCACAUGCACGUUUAAACUUUAAUUAUUUUAAUAAUAAAAGGAAACAAACAAUCAUUACAGCUAUAGAAGAAUACAAUCGCUGCCAAUUGAAGUUCAGAAAUAUUAAGUUAAUAAUAACUGCAGAAUGUCAAAGGUAAAAUUAAACCUGAUAGCAGCAGCUUGCGAAAAUAUGGGUAUUGGAGCUAAUGGUACCUUGCCAUGGAGACUCAAAAAGGAGAUGGCUUACUUCACAACAAUGACAACAAAAGUAAAAGAUGAGAGUAAACUUAAUGCUGUUAUAAUGGGACGGAGAACAUGGGAUUGUAUCCCAGACAAAUAUAGACCUUUGAAUAAUAGAGUCAAUAUAGUUAUGACACAUAAUGUUGAAGAGGUGAAGACAAAGGUUCCAGAAGGAGUGGUUGUGGUCCCCAGUUUAGAUGAAGCUGUCAAAUAUAUUGAAGGUAGAGAAGAUGUAGAAUCAACGUGGGUUAUUGGUGGAUCUUCUAUUUAUAAGGCUGCAAUGGAACACGAAAACUGUGGAAAAAUUUACCUAACCGAAAUCCAACGAUCAUUUGACUGCGAUGCAUUCUUCCCAGAUAUAGACAGGCAACAAUUCCACUUGGUUGAUGAAGAAGAAAUACCCGGAGAGAGGCAACUCGAAGGUGAUAUAAGCUAUUUCUUCCGUGUGUAUAGAAAAUUAUAAUCUUUGUACAUUCUGAAAUAGUGUCAUCAGGCCUAUCCUGUAAUAGGUGUACUUUAUGUGGUAAAAAACCAAUAAUGCUAUUUAUAAAUUUUAGAGCUUGUUCAUAUGGGAACAAUUUGCAUUUUGCUGAUACAUUUUAUUUAAUUAAGACUUAAAAGUAAGAAUGAUCACCAGCUAUACAUUCCGGCUAAGGAGCUUGGACUCAAUCCUAAGAUCGGGGUUAUGAUUAGGAAAUAGUAAGAAUACAUUUUUUUUGUGUUCUCAGCUUCAUCUUCAUCUUCAUCAAAUAUUAACAUUUUGUUUUCAUGUUCUUUUAUUACCUUAUACACUAUUUUAUACAUUUUAUUAUUAAAUUGUUUUGAGAUAUAACUCACAUAUGACGUGGUAUUGUGAUCUUUGGGUUGGGACACAAGAAAACUCAUUUGAUUUAUUUAUCCUUUCAUUUAGAACCUCUGAUGGAUGUGAUAUUGGCAAGGUCAAGGAAACAUCAUAAAUAAGAAUAGAACAUAUAUUUAUUGCCACAAAAAAAAGAAACAAAAGAAAAUAUCACAUGAACUUAUUCUAAAGAGUAGUAUAAAAAUUGUGGCAAAAGAAAAACUCAAAAAAA
Papilio polytes (common Mormon) is the source of this 1305-nucleotide messenger RNA. RefSeq names its product dihydrofolate reductase (gene Dhfr). Lineage: Eukaryota; Metazoa; Arthropoda; Insecta; Lepidoptera; Papilionidae. The record is from RefSeq and is a predicted model, not a curated record. The coding region runs from base 141 to 698 and encodes 185 amino acids. Gene Ontology annotation, molecular function: NADP binding; dihydrofolate reductase activity. The transcript is spliced from 4 exons. Gene Ontology annotation, biological process: glycine biosynthetic process; folic acid metabolic process; dihydrofolate metabolic process. Gene Ontology annotation, cellular component: mitochondrion.